AGAAAGAAAUAGAAAAAAAAAAAAAAAAGACAGACAAUCCCAUGUGUAACAGCAGCAAACAGAACAAAACAUAUUGGAAUAAAUGAUGUAGCAAAGAAACAUAAGACUUCUGCACUGAAAAUUGCAAAACAUUGUCAAAAGGAAUGAAAGCUUUAACUAAAUGGAAAGAUCCUCGGGGUUCACAGACGUGAGACUGUUUUGUGCCAAUACUCCCCCAACUGACCCCUGGCUCCAAUGAAACCCCUAUCAAAAUCCCAGCUGGCUUUGAGAAGCUGAUCUUACAAUGAUGUGGGAAUGCAAGACCCAGAUUUGCCAAAACCAUCUUGAAAAAGGAGAGCAAAGUUGUUGGACCACUUCUGGAUGCAGACAUACUGCACAGCUUACAGUGAUCAAGGCAGUGUGGUACUGAGGCAAAGACAGGACUGAUCCGGAUCAAUGGGCUAGAGCUGAGACUCCAGGAAUAAACCCUCACAUUCACGGUCAGUUGGUUUGGACAAGGGCGCCAAGACAACACAGUGAGGAAGGGAACUGGCUUUUCACCAGCAGGUGCCGGAAACAGCUGGAUGCCCCCAGGCAAAAGAAUGAAGCUGCACAGAGUUUCCGUGUGGCUGAGGGGGUUAAGGAUCUGGCGUUGUGACUGCUGUGGCACACGUUUGAUCCCUGGCCUGGCAAAAAAGAGAAGAAUAAAGUUGAGUCCCUACCUCACACCAUACACAAACAUUAACUCAAAAUGGACCAUAGCCUUCAAUGUAAAAGCUGAAACUAUAAAACCCUUAGAGAAAAACAUUAGUGUUUGGGACCAUGUGUUAAACAACCAUCUCUUAUAAACGACCCCAGAAGCACAGCAAAGUAGGAGCGAGUAGGUCAGUUGGACCUGGUUAAAAGUUUGAACUUUCGUUUAUCAAAGGAUACGGUGUGUCGACAUGUGGGGAUUUCAGAAUCACUUGUUUAUGGAGUCGUUCAGUGAAGUUAAGUGACGUCAUUGUAAUCCACUCGAUGAUGGGGCAAAGACCAAAAAAAAAAAAAAAAAGGAAGAAGUUGUUUUUAGAAGUAUAGUUGUUUGGAGGUAAGAAUGAUGUGAGCUGUGUCCCGGUGGCAGCAGAGCUCCGCUGCUCUGCCGGGAACCAGGCUGGGGGCUUAUCAGUCAGAACGUGUGACCAGCUCUGGUGUGGGGACAUGAGGACUUGAUGGGCCGCAGUGUCAAACAGGGCAGCAGUCUCUCCAAGGAGGUCAGCCUGCCGGCCAACAGCCGCUCCGUCGUUCCCUAGCAACACGCCCUAGCAACAGGGGACUUUUAUUUUCACGCUGGCGGCUGGGCAUCCGCCAACAUCCGCUUUAGGAGAACCGGAAACUUCGUGCAAAAGGUACAUCUCAACUGAAUUUGGGCUGUAUUCCUUUCAUCUCCCUUUGCCUGGAACAGCAAUUCAUCUGUCAUUUGCUUGGAGCAUGUUGUUGCUUUAUUGGCUUGUUAAGGGACAUUCGCAUGCAUGCCUGUGACUGUGUAAUUCCCGCAGUGACCCUGUGUUAAAGAAACUAUUGGCAGAGACGGUCUCCGGCUCCGAGCGUAAAAUCUGCUGCCACUGAAACGAAUACCACCAAGGGGGUGGAGCAACACCCCGCGAGAGGGAGACAAUGUCUGCAGAUCAUGCAUCUGAUAAGCGAUGCAUCUGGAACAGGCAGGAGCUCUGAACCCACCAAGGCAAGCAACCCAGCGUGGAAAAGGACAGCGGAGCAGCGGGAGAAACCGUUUCCAAAGCAGAUCUCAUCCAUAAGCGCAGGAGCGAUCCCAACGCCCCGAAGAAGCAGGAAGGUGCACACCAGAACCCCUGUGAGGAAUCCCUCCCCACCCGCCAGGACAGGCCAUCCCCAGAAAGACGUGACAGAGGAGCGUUUCUAGGGGCGUGGAGAGGCCAGAGCCUUCAAGCGCUGCUGGCGGAUGCAGGCAUUUUGCACAACAGUUGGGCAGUUCCUCAAAAUGCUCAGCCGCGGGACCCGGCGAUGCCUGCGAGGUACUUUCCUGCGAGAAACGAAACCCCACGCCCACUCAGAUGUGUGUCCAGGCUCUUACCCACCGCGGAAGGGCGGAAACAAGCCCUCUGCCCGUCGGCGGGUGAACGGGUGACGAAUAGGCGCACAAAAUGCGGCGUAGCCAGUGCUUGGGCAAUAUCCUUCCGCCAGGAAAGGGCAAGAGGAACCGACACGGGCACCCCUGUGGGUGACCCUGAAGCCACGAUGCUGCGGAAAGGGAGCUCGUCCCCAAAGGCCACGUGUUACCCGGUCCUGUUUCUGUGUAAUAUCUGGGACAGGCAGAACCGUAGGUGGGAGAGGAGUGGUGGCCUGGGCCUGGGCCUGGGGCGGUGUCGGCAUCGCUUCUUGGGGUGCUGAGAUGUUAGACUGGGUUGGGGGCUGGUGGCACAGGUCUGUGAAUCUAGAGGAACCAUAUGUUCUAAGUGAGUGACUUAACGUCAGUUCCAGUGGGUGAAUUACCUCUCAAGAAAGAUGGAGAGAGAGAGGAGGCUUCGGCUGGGUUCUGACGGGAGGCCGUCAGCCCGGGGUAGCUGCGGGGGGGCUAGGUUUGGGGGCGCAUCUUUGGCUUUUUCGGGGUGGUCCCGAAUAGGCGGCCAGAAUAGGGAGCCGGUGGUCCUGGCCCCGGCCUGCCCCUCUGACCGCAGGGCUUGUGCGGGCCCUGCUGGGGGUCAGACCUGGUCUGCCGCUGUCCCUCCCGUGUGAUAGGCUUGCCGAGGAGUGAGGCGCGUGCAAGGCCAAGUCGGGAAAGCAAGAGAAACGUGUGAAGGUGUCCAAGCGGAUGGCUGGGCUCAAGCCGGCGCCAGCCCCGACGUUCCUCUCCAGCCCCCUUCGAAGCACCAGCCCAGUCACAGCAUUCCAAGAACUCAGGGCCAUUGCAAUGGGGGCCCCGCCUGGGUCAGUCUUCCAGGGGGCCUGGGAGCCUUGGCCCUGGGUGGGCGGAGCAAGAAGCCCAGCUGACCCAAAGUGCAGACAGGGUGAGUGGUGGGGAGCUUGGGGUGGGGGAGCUGGGAGGCUGUGCCCCUCCCCAUUGGGCCUGCAGCAGGAGCAGGAAGCCCCCACGCCUUGCCUCCCCAGAGAGCCAGCCUGUGGGCAGCAUCUGUGCCCAUUCUGGGGGCCACUUUUCUGGCCUGGCACAGACUAGGGGUUCAACCAACAUUUGUAAACAGAUGAGCAAAGCGCAAGCCCCCCACCCUCCGGGGUUGGCCAUGGGGGCAGGAGGAUGGGACUCUAGGUAACGCCUCCGCAGGGCUGGGCACCCUCUUCCCCCAGCCCCUAUCCCGGGUCAUAGCUCUGCCCUGCUCCUUCCACCCCAUCGAGCCCCUUGCAGAGGGCAGUUGGGGAGCCGUCCCCUCCCCCAGGCAUGGCCAACUGGGGUGCUGAGCCUGGGUCACCACCCAUGGCGGCCCCCAUGCCCCCGGGCCGCCAGCGUGCAGCUCUGUCCCGUUCUGCCCCCGUCUCUUUUUCCAGGAGCCCUCAGUGCAGGUGCCAGCGCACACUUCCAUGUGUCGUAAAAUUAAAAACAGCCACCACAACAAAACCCAGGGUGCUGGCCAGACCCUGACCCUCUGCAGGGGCCCCAGGGCCCAAGGUCCUGAGGGGCAGAAACGGACACCUGCCCGUAAGGAAGGGCCUUGGUCCCGCUCCGCCAGAGGCCAUGCCCGCAGCCCCUGAGCGGGGCCCGGGGUGGGGCGGCCGGGGCCCCCGCGGCCCGACGGACGGAGCACCUGUGCUGGGGGUGGGGUUGACCUUCCUGGAGCCUUCGGCCCGAGGCGCAGGGUGUCUGCCCCCCCCCCACCAUCCAGCCUGACCCCCUGCAUCACACCUGCUGGUCUGCUUCCACCCUGGGUGGGGGGAGGUUACGGGGCGAGUUGUGUCCCCACCAAGUUCAUAUGUGGCAUCCUAAGCCCUUGUACCUCGCAUGUGACCGCACUGGGAGAAAGGGCUUCGCAGUGGGAGCGAAGUUAUUCAGCUCAGGGUGGGGAGGGGUCACCCCGCAUCUCAAAGGAUCCUAAAUCCAGGGACAAGUCCUCUUGGAGGAGAAGACUCGGGGCGACUGGCCAUGUGAAGACGAAGGCCGAGGCCCAGGGGUGCUUGUCCAAGCCAGGAACCCGUAGGUCACCGGAAACCACCAGGAACUCGGAGGAGGCCUGGACCAGACUCUUGCUGGCGGCCCCGGGAGCCGGCCGAGCCUGCACUUGACCUUCUGGACUUGCAGCCUCCAGGCUGUUAGCAAACAAACAAUGCAGUCUGGUUCGCCCAGGCCGAGCUGACGAAGGCCCUGAGACUUGGGUCCUGUUGUCCCCGGCCGUCCGGCAAUGACUGCCCUCCAGGCGCCUUUGGGGGCUGAGAUCUCAAGUCCACACCCUUGGCAGUGCUCCCCCAAGUCCGACUUCUGCGGCCUCGCCCAGCCCUUGACAAGGUCCUGCAGCUUCCUCCGUGUCUUGUCUAAACCAGCUCAGGACUGUGGCAGCCUUGGCCCCGCAGGGGGAGGUGGGGGCAGAAUCCCACCCCAUUACAUGGACAGAAGCCACGAGCGAGGGUUCACCGGCUGGGUCGAGCUGCCUGGGCUGCAGGGGUCCCCGUCAUUUGGAACCCACACUUAUUCUGUGUAUGUUCGUAUUUCUGGGGGAGCUUCGCAUUUGAGUGAGUAGACUGAAUAAAGCAGAUGGCCUGCCCCAGCCUGAUGGGCCUUAUCCAAUCAGUUGAAGGCCCGGAACAAAAGGCUGAGUAAGAGGGGACCCCUCCAGCCUGACGAAGGAGCUGAGAUAGUCUUUCCCUGCCUUCUGACUCAGACUGAAAUUUGGGCCCUUCCCCGUCUUGAGCCCGCUGGCUUUUGGGCUGGAACUCAUGCCAUCUGCUCCCCUGGGCCCCCAAGCUGCCGACCACAGAUCGCCGACUCCUCAGCCUCCGUCACUGUGUGAGCCCGUCCUUGUCAGCAGUGUCCUUCUGCGUACACACAGUCCGUCGGUUCUGCUUCUCUAGAGAACCCUGAUGGAUGGGACACGUCUUUGGAAUUUCUCCAAGAGUCUGACACCCGCAGGGGACCGCGUUUCCAUCCUCGGAGCCAGGUGUGCGGGAUCCGGGGAGGACGGGCUCCUGGCCUUCUUCUCCAGUGCAGCCGGGUCCAUCCCAGGCCACCCUUCUGGCGGGUGAGACAGCCGUGCGGGGGAGCCGGCCAAGGUGGACAGACAGCGGCCGACACCCUGACACGGCAGUGAGCCCCGCCGAGCCCAGGCAAGCUGAGCCCCCCCGACGCCGCGCAGCGUAGCGCCCGGCCUCAUGGUGACUUUUGUGGGUAUUUGUUGACUUGGGUGUUUUGUGUGGCAGCACCUGCUUCCACAGGCCUUUUCUGUCGUGGUCGGGAGGGACCAGAUGAUGCGGUGGGAACAAAUAAGCCCCAGACCUAAAAUGAUGUGGCGCCAGCUGAGCAGACAGGCUGCUGGCCGUCGAGCGGAGGGCAGAGGUGGGGACAAAGGUGAUCCCCGAUGCUGGGACAGCGCGUGGUGAAAAUCCACGGCCACAUGGCAGGGGGACUGCGAGGGAACCGAGCUGGCGGCCACGGCAGAAAGUGGAAAACAGAACCUGUGUGGGGGUGGGUCCUGUGGGGGUGUGUCCCGUGUGUGCGCUGGGGGCCGUGGCUGUGCUGUGGGAAGAGCAGAACAAGGAGGAGUAAGAUUGGGAAAGAUACCCCGUUUGCAGGCGAGAAACGAAAGUGGAUCUGGACACGGAUCUGGAAAUUCAGAAUCAUGCAAGGCUGGACAUCAGCAGCUUCCAGAAUUAGGAUGUUAAGAGUUCGGCGACAGAGGCCGGGAACAGCCUCUGCGCCGGGGCCAGGGAGGUGGAGGUCAGAGAGGGGUAAGGCCUGCGCCUCGAGCCCAGAGCCCUGGCGGCUGCUGUCGCUGCGGGGGGAGCGGGAGCCGCCGGCCCCGGGCCUUCCCUCGCCUGCGCGAGCUGCUCCUGGCGCGGGCCUCGUGGCUCUGGGGUCGGCCGAGGGGUGUGGGGAAGGGACAGCCACGCACCCCCUCGUCCCGUCUUGUCCCAUCUUCCUUCUGCCCCAGCCUCACAGCUGCCCAGCCUCAGUCCGGCAGCUGCCCCCUCGUCAUGGUCCCCGUCCUAGACGUCCAGACGCGGGGACACGGCGCCCCUCACCCUCAGCGGGACACUUGGUUUUGCCCAACACACACACGCACACGCACACACGCCCUUGUGCACACACACACACGUGCGCACACACCCAGGUGCCCCCCCACCUAUGUGCCUACACAACCGUGCGCACAAUGCACACCCAUGCUCACGCCUAUCUGCACACGCACGCAUGCACGCCCACACAUGUGCGCACACGCGCAUCAGACCUUGCCCGACGACCCCGCCCUUGCUGUCCCCAGGGCUGCCCAGAGGGGUGCGGGGAGGAGAGAGGGUUUGUCUCCCUUACGUGGGACCUGCCAGCUCCCAGCCGAGGAGAGGCAGACACCGCUGCCACGCUGGACAGAUGGGGGCUAGAGCCCUGCUGUGUGUCGGGGGCCUCCCCCCGGACACCCGCGGCCUGUGUGUGUGUCGGGGGGGGGCGGCUACGUGACCUCUGCCCCCAGCCUGGCGAGGCCUCUGCCCGGGCCCGGGGCCUGGCUGCAGAAACCACGGUGCCCACCCUCUCCCUCCCAUCCCCGCGGACGUGCAGCCCCCUCUGGUCUGAGAGCAGAAGCCUGUGUCCUCCAGGGUCACCCUGACCCGUCUGAAGAGGCACCGGGACUCUGCCAGCCACACGCGAGCAGGAGGGUAGGCUGCAGGUCGCGGGCACAGCAGCACCAGAGCACCCUCCGGGGGGCGUUCGGAAGGUUGCCCCUUCCUGCCGCUGGCCAGGACCCCAGUGCUGCGCCCUGGAUGGUGCACAGCUUAUGUCCUGCCUUCUGCCUCCCGCUGUCCUUCCCUCGUGUAGGGUGGGUGGGGAGGGGGCUCACGGGCCCAGGGGUCCACCUGAGGGCUAGGCCCAUGUCCUCGUGUGACGGCUGGGACGCUCCAGGGGCAGGACUGAGUCAGCACCCGCCAGGCACUUAGACCAGCACUUGGGGGGCUGUGGGGCUGUGGGGGCCCCUCCCAUCCCUGGGGCGCCAGGGGUGGCGCGGCCGGGCCUCCCCCUUCACGUCCUCAUCUGUGGGACUGUGACGUUUUCAGCUAUAGGAGGGGCUGUGUCAACAUGCAGGUGACGGGACCAGUGCUGCACGCCCAGGCGAAGCUGUAGCACCUGCCAGUACGUUGCAUGUCACCUCCCAGGGCCUCCCUGGGGGCUUUUGUCCAGUGCCGAGAACCUGAGCGACCAGCGCACACCCAGGUGGGAAGGAAGGGGCCGGGCUGCCGCACGAAGGCUCCUGGGGACGGAAGCCAGGCAGAGCCGUCCUACCAUCUGGCUGCAGCUCCUGGAGAAUUUGCCGGAACCCUCUGGGGAGGCGGUGAGUCACGAGGGAGUCGUGGAGGCCUGUGAUUGUUGGAAGGGCAGCAGGGGGACAGAUAAUGUGGCAGGGAUGUGGCCGGGGGCGCCAGGGCCUGUCUCAGGAGUCUGCGGUGGGGCAAGAGUGUCCCCAGCUGGCGCUGCUCAUUGCCACAGGGUCAAGGACCAAGCAGAGCCGGGCCAGCCUUGCCGGGGUGCCCGGAGGAUGGCGGACGUGGGGCCUGUCCCCCCACUCCUGGCCACGAGACCAUGUCCACCAGGGUCCAGGAUGCCUCAGCGUUUGUCCCUUCGUCCCGCCCGCCCGCAGGCGGCGAAAGUCAGGAGAAAUGCAGGAGAAAACACUCACCCUCCACAACCCGAAGGAAGAAACCAUGAUGGGACAUUAAAAACACCGGGCAGGGGCCGAGCGGCAGGAACCAGGCAGGCGCGGGCCCCGCAGACAAGGCCCCGCGCGGCGGCUUGAGCGUAACACAGUCCGGCAAACCGGAUCCCGAGAGGACAAAGCCACGGGCGCUACCUACAGCUUCAGCAGGCCAUCAAGAUGACGGUGAGUGUUUGAUGACGCUGGCAGUUCUCCAAACGAGGCGCGCGACGACCGCACAGCCCAGCGGGGGCCCUCGGGCGUCUCUCCAAAGGAAGGGUCCGUUUUCGUCCACUCAGAAAACCCCAGGCAGGUGUCCGCGGCAGCGUUAUUUAGAGCAGCCCCUCGGCCGGGUUUGCCAACAUCCGCCUCUAAUCCCGAGGCUCUGGACACCAGCCAGUGUGUUCUGAUGCCACGGGCCUGGGGUUCGUGUCGGGGCCCCUGGUCGAGGGCCCAGCCCCACAGGACGGCCCCCACUUCCGACGCCAGCCACAUGUCCAGGGCCACCCGUGCUGCUGAUGGACCGGCUGUGGCUCGGGGUUCCCGUCCCCCCUCCCCAGAUUUGAUCACUUCCGGGACCGGCUCGCGAGGCUCAGGAGCGUGUUUUACUUAGUACACCUGCUUGUUAGAAAAGAUGCCGCUCAGGAAGAGCCGGGGGAGAGAUGCAGGGUCGGGGUGGGGUGGGGGGUGGGGGUGGAGCUUCUGUGCCCUCCUGGGUGCGGCCCCCUCCCGGCUGCCCACCAGCCAGAGCCCGUUGGUUUGGGGCUUCUCUAGAAGGUCCCUUUUGGAGGCGUGGCUGGUUAAACCACUGGCCACAGUGACUAACUCAUCCUCCAGCCCCUCUCCCUUCCCCAGAGGUGUCUAAUUGUGUCUGGUCUUUUCGGAGACCCAUCCUGGUGUGACCUAGGGGUCUGCAGCACGGGUCGUCUCAUUAGCUGACAAAGGACAUUUAUUAUUCCAAGAUGCCCGGGGUUUUAGGAACCCUGUGCCAGGGACCAGAACAAAGACUAAAAAUUAAUUUGUUUCUUUAAUUUUUUUUUCUUU
Phacochoerus africanus (Common warthog) is the source of this 8876-nucleotide messenger RNA. RefSeq lists its product as uncharacterized. The record is from RefSeq and is a predicted model, not a curated record. The transcript is spliced from 3 exons. Lineage: Eukaryota; Metazoa; Chordata; Mammalia; Artiodactyla; Suidae. The coding region runs from base 5514 to 6752 and encodes 412 amino acids.